AUGGAGGAAAUAUCGGCCCAGGAAGCAGCAGGAUCUCCAAGGGUCCAGUUUCAGCCUUUGGAGACCCACUCUGAGGGUCUGUCCCCAGAGCCUCAGUUCGUGCAGGACACCGACAUGGAACAGGGACUCACUGGGGGAUUUCCAAUUUACAAGCCUGAUGGGAUCUCCCAGCUGGAACAAGAUCUACAGGUCUUUGAUCUGGAAACUAAGAAUAGAGAAGUCUUAAGAGAUGACUGCUCAGAUGGAGAGACCAGAGAAGAAAACAAGCUGUUGAUUCCUAAGCAGAAAAUUCCAGAAGAAGUACAUUCAUACAAAGUGAGAGUAGGAAGACUCAAAAAGGAUAUUGCCCAAGUUCCUGAGACUAGAGAAGUGUAUAAGACUGAGGACAGAUUAGAAAGGCUUCAGGAAAUCUUAAGGAAAUUUCUCUUCCUGGAGAGAGAGUUUAGGCAAAUAACAAUCAGUAAGAAAACCUUCACCAGUGAGAAGAACAGUGAAUGUAAUGAACCUGAAAAAAGCUUCAGUCUGGACUCAACUCUUGAUGCAGAUCAGAGAGUUCUUAGAAUACAGAAUGUUGAUGACAUUGAUAAGUAUGACAUGAGCCUCAACCAGAAUUCAGCUGGUAAACAUGAGCAAAUAAAUCUAACACAGGAUUUUCAGAGUAAUGAGUAUAAGGAAAGUUUAAUGGAACUCUCCCACCUUAAUAAAUGGGAGAGCAUUCCUGCCACUGAGAAAUCCUAUAAAUGUGAUGCAUGUGAGAAAAUCUUCCAUCAGAGCUCAGCCCUUUCUAGACAUCAGAGAAUUCAUACUAGGGAGAAACCCUACAAAUGUAAAGAAUGUGAAAAAUCUUUCAGUCAGAGUUCAAGUCUUAGUCGACAUAAAAGAAUACACACUAGAGAAAAACCCUAUAAAUGUGAAGCAUCUGAUAAAUCCUGUGAGGCGUCUGACAAAUCCUGUAGUCAGAGCUCAGACAUAAUUCAGCAUAAGAGGAUUCACACUAGAGCAAAAUCUUAUAAAUGUAGCAGUUGUGAAAGAGUCUUCAGUCGUAGUGUACACCUCACUCAACAUCAGAGAGUUCACAGAGAGAUGCCUUGUAAGUGUACUGUGUGUGGCAGUGACUUCUGUCAUACCUCACACUUAGCUGAACAUCAGAAGGUCCAUUGUGAAGAGAAGUCCUAUGAAUACAACGAAUGUGGGUUGACCUUUAUUAAGCAUCAAGGAAUUCGUCUCAGAGAAAAGCCCUAUACAUGUAAUGAAUGUGGAAAAGACUUCAGAUUGAAUUCCCAUCUUAUUCAGCAUCAAAGAAUUCACACAGGAGAGAAACCACAUGAAUGUAAUGAAUGUGGAAAAGCUUUCAGUCAAACCUCAUGCCUUAUUCAGCAUCACAAAAUUCAUAGGAAAGAGAAAUCCUAUGAGUGUAAUGAUUAUCAGGAUAAUUUCAACCAUAGCUCAGAUCUUGUCCUGCAACAGGAAGUCCUCACCAGAGAAAAAGCCUUUGAUUGUGAUGUAUGGGAAAAGAACCUCAGUCAGAGAGCACACCUCGUCCACCAUCAAGGAAUUCAUACCAAAGAGAAACCUUGUGAAUGUAAUGAAUGUGGGGAGACAUUUAGUCAAGUUCAGGCCUCAUUCAGCAUCUGAGAGUUCACACCAGUUCAUGUGUGUCCUGAAUGUGGUAAAGGAUUUGGUCCCAGCUCAACCUUUAUUCAUCAUUGGGGAAUUCACACCAGAGAGAAGCCUUCUGAAUGUGACGAACGUUGGAAAGCUAUUAGUCCGUGUUAAACUCUUUACACCUGCGAACCCAUAUCAAUGAGAAAACCUACAAAUACAUUGAAGGUGGUAGAUGCUUCAUGCUAUUUUCAUACCUUAGUCACCAUUGGAGAAUUCAUACUGGAAUAAAAUUCUAUAAAUGUGAUGCAUGUGAGAAUAUCUUCCAUCAGAGCUCAGCCCUUUCUAGACAUCAGAGAAUUCAUACUAGAGAGAAACUCUACAUAUGUAAAGAAUGUGAAAAAUCUUUCAGUCAGAAUUCAAGUCUUAGUCGACAUAAAAGGAUACACGCUAGAGAGAAACCCUAUAAACGUGAAAAAGCCUUCAGUCAAAGAAACUACAUGGUGAGCAUCAAAUUCAUUUCAUGCCGAAUACCUAUGAAUGUAAUAAAUGUGUAUGUGUGGGAGGAUUCAGCCAUAUGCCAACCCUCAUUCAGCAAAGAAUUCAUACCCAAGAGAAGUCAUUUGGGUAUAUAGUAAAUGACAAGUCUAGGAGUUCAAGUCUUUUUUCAUCAUCAGAAUAUCCACACCAGACAGGAAUUUGAUAUAAUGCAAGUGGAAACAUUUAGCACCGUAUUUCAGGCUUUAUUCAACAUCAAAAUAUUGAAGGGAAAAUUAUUAUUUGCAUAUGAAAUCGUUAAUAUAUAGUCCCAGUCUUUUUCAUUGCAGAAGAAUCUAGUCAGAGGAGUGACUUGGUGAAUGCAGUUCCGUUUUCUCGUGGCAUUCUUUUAUUUAAUAGGUGUUAUAAGUAGGUAUGUAUGCUUUAUUUAUGGAACUCAUUUAAGCUAUUUUUAUUUUUAUUUUUAUUUUUUUUUGUGGUACACGGGCCUCUCACUGUUGUGGCCUCUCCCGUUGUGGAGCACAGGCUCCGGACGCACAGGCUCAGCAGCCAUGGCUCAUGGGCCCAGGCGCUCUGCGGCAUGUGGGAUCUUCCCGGACUGGGGCACGAACCCGUAUCCCCUGCAUUGGCAGGCGGACUCUCAACCACUGUGCCACCAGGGAAGCCCCUAAGCUAUUUUUAUUUUAAUGUGGCCUAUAAACAUUUUUAUUUUUCCUGAAGUUGGUUCUUAUUGUUCACAGCUUCCCUAAGAUAAAUUGAUACACCAAUGUUAAAACAUGUCAACUUCUGGAAGGUUUCUCAUUUAGCUUUUUCUACUGUUCUCAGUCAAAGUUCUCUCCAAAACAGACUCUUAGGCCUGCUGUUUUCUGAGGACCCUAUUUCUUUCCAGCCGUAACAUUUGGAUUCCUGUUGAUUUCUCCAUUCUCUUAAGCACCUUCAAUGAUGGUUUCCUAGUUUUAAGCUUUACACCAGCAGGUAUGCCACCCCUACUUGCUUUUUUGGUGUCUUCUGUCCUAAUGCAAAUUAUCUUCCUUUAAAAGAAAUGGAUUUACACACCCUGUCCAUCCAUGAGUAUGAAGGAUUCUGUUUCCCCUGAGUUUGUGGCGGGCAGCUAAACAUUUUCAAGUGACACCCAAAUUCUUAGCUGUGUUAGCAUUCACAGCCUUCUAAAAGAGAUGAAAAAGACCUUAGGAAGCCAACAAGACUGGUGGUAGCCUAGCUAUAUUCAGCGCCUAUUCUGCAUGUCUAAGUUCAGAAUUAUUUUAUAUAUGUCCAUUGAAGGCCAGCAGAAUGCUCAAGUCUGCUUUUGAUAGGGUAAAACGUAAAGAACAUAUACUAAAAUCAGAGAUCUUCGUAAGGGAAUGCUGCCUUCCAUCAAAGAUAUUGCUGUUCUUGUGUAAUAUCUUUAUAGUAUAUUUCAAGAAUGGCAGAUAUGCCUGUAAAAUCUAACCAUUACAGUUUUUCAUUACCCGUUUUUAAUUGUUUACACAUCAUCAUAUUUUUUGUAUUUUACUAGAGUCUACAGGCCAUAUAAAAUAACAUUUUUUUUUGAUUGAUGAAACUGAGCACAGAUGUUGGCUCCAGAGUUCAGUGUCACUGUCAUAACACCUAGCAAGAGUUCAUGAUUCUUUAGAUGAUGUCAAAGCAUUCUAUUGCAUUUUUCCAUCUUAAGCGUCAACAUAUUUUGUGAAUAAGACAGUGUUAUUUAAAAUUCUAGUCGUCGUUCCGGCGAUUGAGGCUUUCAUAAUUCAUAUGUUAAAAUAUUCUCUAGGGAUCCUUAACAAAUAUAUAAAAAUUCAUUGCUUACUCUGUAAGCCUCUUAUGGCUAAUAACCUCUAGGGUAGUUCUACCACAGUAUUUUACCUCUUAGCCAUCAGCAAGCAUAGGAUCUCAUCAGGGCACGGUAGGGACCUAAAUGAAUGAUCUAAAUGUAAAAGCAUAUGAAAAAUGCAUGUUUUCGUUUUCCUGUCUAUGACCAUAUAUACCCUAUGGAUAGAGAACACGGGUAAUCACCUCCAGUGAUUAUGAAACAGAGGAUUAAGUAAUCUCUAAAUAGCAGAAAAUGUAAAAAUCACAUGUAUGCAUUUGGUUUAGGAAUGUGCUUUUGUACUUCCACUUGAAUAAAGGUGUGUUUGGUACUCUGAGAA
Molecule: messenger RNA, 4247 nt
Organism: Orcinus orca (killer whale)
Lineage: Eukaryota; Metazoa; Chordata; Mammalia; Artiodactyla; Delphinidae
Gene: ZNF655
Product: zinc finger protein 655
Exons: 3
Coding region: 1-1635 (544 amino acids)
Biological process (GO): regulation of DNA-templated transcription
Source: RefSeq, a predicted model, not a curated record